Messenger RNA from Thermochaetoides thermophila DSM 1495, 1497 nucleotides. RefSeq lists its product as uncharacterized. Bases 1 to 1497 code for a protein of 498 amino acids. Gene Ontology annotation, molecular function: monooxygenase activity; FAD binding. NCBI's taxonomy places the organism in Eukaryota, Fungi, Ascomycota, Sordariomycetes, Sordariales, Chaetomiaceae. The record is from RefSeq and is a predicted model, not a curated record. The transcript is spliced from 8 exons.
AUGUCCACUUCAUGGCCAGCCCUCUCCCACCUCGUCCACCGCUUCGGGCAUGACACGCCACCUCUGGACUCGGCUCCGGCUGGGUGGGAGCCGGGUGGAAAUACCCCCCUCCCCAAACAGAUCGCCAUGCUGAACGUUGCUAUUGCUGGUUCUGGCAUCAGUGGUCUGGCUGCUGCCAUUUCUCUCCGCCGGAGCGGCCACAAGGUUACCAUCUACGAAAGAUCGUCCCUCAAUAAUGAAGUUGGUGCUGCUAUCCACGUCCCGCCAAACGUUGGCCGCUUCCUCGUCCCCUGGGGGAUGGACCCGGUAAAGGCACGCCUGGUAGAGUGCAAAUACAUGUCCUUUCACAACCCUUUUACGCUUGAGGAAGUAAUCAAGCAUGACCAUUCCAAUGACCCCGAGAUGUUCGGUGCCCCUUUGCGAAUGGCCCACCGCGUCGACCUGCACGAAGCCCUGAAGCAGUUGGCAACCGAUCCGAAUGGGCCCGGCAUUCCGGCUCAGAUCUUUGUCAGAUCGGAGGUUAUCGCCUAUGAUCCCGAGAAGCCAUCCAUGACUCUUGCCGACGGCACAGUUGUGGAGGCCGAUCUGAUCAUUGCUGCCGACGGCGUCCACUCCAUCGCUGCCAAAGCUAUUACCGGCCAGCCGAUGGUGCCUCAGCCGGCACAGACCAACAACUGCUGCUACCGCUUUCUGAUUCCCACAGAGCUGCUCCGGAACAGUCCUGAUACCAAAUGGUUCCUCGAGGGCCAUCCUAAUGAUGGCACUCGCAUCUUUUCCGACAUACCGGGUCGCAGACGCAUCGUCACAUAUCCUUGCCGCAAUAAGGAAUUUAUGAACUUCGUCGCAAUAUGCUACAACGAGAAGAUGUCGGCCAAGGAGGAGGAUUGGCACGCUUCGGUAGACAACUCCGAAGUUCUGGAGCAGUUCGCCGGGUUCCACGAGGGACUUUGCGCUGUCAUCUCCAAAGCAACGGAGGUUAAGAGGUGGCCCCUCCUGUUCCGCCCCCCUAUCGCGAAGUGGUGGAAGGCCAAGAUGGCCGCUAUCGGCGACGCUGCGCAUCCUAUGCUGCCGCACAUGGCUCAAGGUGGUGCCCAGGGUAUCGAAGACGGCUGCGCGAUUGGCCUUGUCAUGUACGGCGUCACAGACCCGUCCCAGAUCCCCCAGCGGCUUGCCGUCUACCAGAAGGUGCGGUAUAACCGGGCUUCAUUCAUCCAGAUCGCCAGCAACUAUGGCUUUGACGACCAUGUGCAGUCGGAGCUGGCCAACUACCUGGAGGAUCGUACGAUGCCGAAGAGCGUAACGGACAUGGUUCACGGCAACUACACCUACGAUGUCGUGAAAAAGGUCAUUACCGUCAUGCGCGCCGACGUCGACCCCAACUAUGAGCUGCCCCCUGAUUUCUACGCCGCCGCCAAGUCGGCAGCGGCUGCCAACAGCAAUGCUAACGGUCAUGCUAAUGGCAAUGCCAAUGGUCACGCCAACGGCAACGCCCAUUAA